Molecule: messenger RNA, 1919 nt
Organism: Gastrolobium bilobum
Lineage: Eukaryota; Viridiplantae; Streptophyta; Magnoliopsida; Fabales; Fabaceae
Product: ubiquitin carboxyl-terminal hydrolase 6-like
Exons: 18
Coding region: 130-1572 (480 amino acids)
Biological process (GO): protein deubiquitination; regulation of proteasomal protein catabolic process; proteasome-mediated ubiquitin-dependent protein catabolic process
Molecular function (GO): cysteine-type deubiquitinase activity; proteasome binding; protein binding
Source: RefSeq, a predicted model, not a curated record
CCCCCAAAUAUAAAAGCACAGGAGAAAGGCCACCGUAGCGCGUUUCGUUUCGUUUCGUUUUUUCCCUUUCUUGAAGCCAAAGCUCUUCUCUAUCGUCUUCUUCCCUUUCUUCUCGAUCCUUCUAACACCAUGAUUACAGUGAGCGUAAAAUGGCAAAAGAAGGUUUUGGAAGAUGUAGAAAUUGAUACUACCCAGCCCCCUUAUGUUUUUAAGUGCCAAUUGUUUGAUCUAACGGGGGUACCUCCUGAAAGGCAAAAGAUUAUGGUCAAGGGUGGUCUUUUAAAGGAUGAUGCUGAGUGGUCAUCAUUAGGAGUGAAAGAGGGUCAAAAGCUAAUGAUGAUGGGAACAGCAGAUGAAAUUGUGAAGUCUCCAGAGAAAGGAACUGUUUUUGUUGAAGAUCUUCCUGAAGAAGAACAAGUAGUUGCUGUUGGACACACUGCUGGUCUUUUCAAUUUGGGAAAUACCUGUUAUAUGAACUCAACAUUGCAAUGCCUCCAUUCUGUGCCAGAGUUGAAAUCAGCUUUGAUUAAGUACUCUCAUUCAGGACGGAACAAUGAUGUCGAUCAUUCUUCUCAUAUGUUGACCAUUGCAACCCGUGACUUAUUCAAUGAGCUUGAUAAAAGUGUCAAGCCUGUGGCGCCAAUGCAAUUUUGGAUGGUAUUGCGGAAAAAGUAUCCUCAAUUUGGCCAGCUGCAUAAUGGAGUAUUCAUGCAACAGGAUGCUGAAGAAUGUUGGACACAACUUCUAUACACUCUUUCUCAGUCUCUGAGGUCCACUGGAUCUAGUGAAAAUUCCGAUGCAGUGAAGGCCCUUUUUGGGAUAGAACUUAUUAGCAGAACUCAUUGCCAAGAGAGUAACGAAGAAAGUUCAGAAACAGAAUCUGUUUAUGCACUUAAAUGCCACAUAUCACAGGAGGUGAAUCAUUUGCAUGAAGGACUGAAACAGGGAUUAAAAUCAGAGUUGGAGAAGGCUUCCCCUGCUUUGGGCCGUAGUGCUACCUACUUGAAGGAAUCACGCAUCAAUGCCCUGCCAAGGUACUUGACUGUUCAGUUUGUCCGGUUUUUUUGGAAGAGGGAAUCCAACCAAAAGGCUAAGAUUUUGCGGAAAGUGGAUUAUCCUCUGGAGUUGGAUGUUUAUGAUCUUUGUUCUGAUGAUCUUCGUAAAAAAUUGGAAGCUCCUAGACAGAUCUUAAGAAAUGAGGAAGGCAAAAAGCUUGGUCUGAAAGUGAGUGAGAAGAGCUCUGUUCACAAGGAAAAUGAUGUAAAAAUGUCUGAUGCUGAGGGAUCAUCAAAUGGAGGAGGGGAGCCAUCUGUAGCUCCAAUGGAGGAAGGUGAAAAAGAAGAACAGAUGACUGGAAUUUAUGAUUUGGUUGCUGUAUUGACCCACAAGGGUAGAAGUGCUGAUUCAGGACAUUAUGUUGGUUGGGUCAAGCAAGAAAAUGGGAAAUGGAUAGAGUAUGAUGACGACAAUCCCAAACCAAAAAUAGGAGAAGACAUCACCAGACUAUCUGGAGGAGGUGAUUGGCAUAUGGCGUAUAUUAUCAUGUACAAGGCGCGUGUUCUUUCUGCUUAAUUGCUACAAAGAGCUCAAUUUGGUGUUUUACCUCGGAGAUUCAUUGAUUGUGAAAAAGAAUAGUGUACGGGUCAUUGUUUAUGUUGUACCCUUGAGGUUUGAUGCAUGUUAGUUAGUUUUUAUUUAUUAAAUUUAGCUAUUGUAAUUUUUUUUUUUUUUAAAUUUUUUUGUUUUAAAAAGGAUGCAUAAGGAUUUGAAUUGAAGCUUGCUGUCCUGAGCCCUUCUCUCGACUGAGCCCAAGAGGCAGAUGAAUAUUAAGUUAUAUUUCUAUGAUGGAGCUUAGUCUAUUUCUAUGAAUGAAACUUCAGAGAGCAAUGUCCUUUAUGAAAUGCUUCGUGAGCAUAUUA